UACCCACAAUUCAUUUCAGCAUUAGGUUAAAGUUGACGUGUCGUGUACCGGCAUCGGAAUUAGCACUUAGCAUGAAGUUCUAAAAAAUGAUCGAUUUCUUUACAUCUGGUGUUUGUGGCAGCAGAGAAUGUUGUAGUUUAGAGCUAAAGUGAAAUGUAUGUGUUUACAUGAAGUCCGCUGCCAUCAGUGAGAUUCAUCCUGACUGCUGUGGUGGAGGGUUUGAUAAAGUGGACAUUAGUAAGGCAGACAUGUUUGUGCUGAAUGAGAUAAUGAAGUACAUUGAUCUGACUGGGCCCAGCUUCUGCUUGGCUGUAAUCACUAUCAUCUUCAACCCAAUCUUCUGGAACACGGUUGCCAGAUGGGAACACAGAACACGAGGUCUGACACGCUUGUUCAAAAGCCCGUACGUGGCCUGCUACAGCCUGGGUGUUGUCAUUCUACUUCUCAAUGUUUACCGCAGUCACAGUAUUACAGUUGCUAUGAAGGAUCAACCCAAGCUGGAGCUGCUGGACAGAGUGCAAGUGUAUUACAUGGGCACAGCUCUCGUGCUAGUCGGCUCACUGUUUGUGAUCAGUAGCUUCCUGGCCCUGGGCUUCACUGGGACGUUCCUUGGAGAUUAUUUCGGUAUCCUGAUGGAGCAGAAGGUGACUGGCUUCCCAUUUAACUUCAUGGAUAACCCAAUGUACUGGGGAAGUACUGCGAACUACCUAGGCCUUGCCUUAAUAAAGGCGAGUCCUGUAGGAGUUCUCCUCACCGCAGUCGUGGCAUUGUGCUACAAAGUGGCCAUCGCAUACGAGGGACCAUUCACUGAGAACAUCUAUCAGCAACGGAGCCUGUCCUGCAAACGCAAAUAAUUCUUGAGUGUGUUUGCUUAAGGAUCACAGCAGAGCCCCAGACUGGCCAGACUCCACUCUAAAUGUACCUGUUUAUGAAAAAGUGGCAGUGAAGAGUUACUACAAUUCCAAAUCAGAAAAAAAUAGAUUAUUAUUCAGCUGCAUUUUAUGUCACUUGGGAAUCUGACACCAAGACUUUCAGAUCAGACUUUAUGACAAUUUGCUAAAGGCAGAAAGUAACUGACCAAGUUCAACAAAUAUAUACAGUAUAUUCUGUUAAUUAUUCAGUGGUUUGGGUAAAUAAAUAUGAGUUUGUCAAUUGGGUAAAACAUUGUGUUCUGUAUAAAUUGUGUCUUGUAACAUUAUAAAUUUACCUUUGAAGCUUUACUCUUCAACUUCUUAUUGUCUUUACUCAUUCACAUACUUUACAUGUUAAACAAUACGAAGUAUAAUUAGGAACAAAAGCAAUUUGUUGGGAAAGUAGCUUGGCUCAUUUGCCAUUAAAUGAUUGUUUUACUGCACAUUACUCAACAAAAAUAAGUGUCUCAGAUCCUGGAGAGUCAUUUCCCAAAUGCCAUCUAUGGAAAGUCAACAAAUCAGAUUUUUCCUGUGCCCAGCAAGUGCUGCAUCAUGGCUGAGUGCACAAACCCACUCAUUUUAUGGCUGACUGCAUUGUACAUUGCACACUUGUUCAUUAUGAUCACAUUGUCCUUCGUCCAGUAUCUCCGUGUUACACUCUUUGUAUAUCAGCUGAACUUCCUAUAUUAAGGUUUUUCUGAACUCAACUUUCCACUGUAGAGCAUGAAUUUCUCCAGUUUUACUGUACAAUUAAAACCAGCCUUAAAUAUUCUGGUGAAUUUAAAAAAAUUUUUUUUUUUAAUAUUUUGUAUUUAAAAUGCAAACCUACCUUUUUUAGAAAUAGAGUAUUUUUGCCAAGUUAAAAAGAUCUGUUCAAUUUUUUGCACACAUAUACACUAAAAACAAACCUGUUUCCUGUGUAAUGGAAGGCUUGUUGUUUUACUCAUUCAUUUGGGACAUAGCAGAUGCUGAGUGAAAGGUGACAAAAUUACACAGUGAAGCCGAGAGGCACAAUAAUGCACUACAGAAUACUGUGCUAGGGGCGGAAAAAACAGUCUUUUCAAAUUUCUGCUUAUGUAAUAUAGCGGAGCAGCUAAGCAAAACAUUUAUAUGCUUGUAUAUUUUAAUGGACUGUAGAUCGGUCAGCCUCCUCUGAUCUCAUUCAAGUGUUUCAGCCUGCAGAUGUUUUUUGUUUUUCACACCAUUGUGUGUGAACUGUUGUUUUUUUAAAAAAAAUCCCAGAAUUUUCAGUUUCUGAAGUACAAACCAGCCCAUCUGUCACCACCUCCACCACAGUUAACGUCACAUGGAUUUCUUUGUUCUGAUGUUUGAUGUAAAUAUUCUGUGAAGCUCCAGACCUGUACCUGCAGGUUAUUUGUGCAUUUCACUGCUGCCACGUGAUUCUCUUAUUAGACAACUACAUAAAUAUACACGUGUUCCUAAUAAAGUGGAUGGUGAGUGUAUACUCUGUAUAUAUUCUGUAUACAGGUGCUCGUAAGAAGUACAAGUACUCUCCUGUGAAAUACUCUCUGGAUGUGGAUAAAAAUGAUGAAUGCAAAUAAAGAGUGUUUUUUUUACAUG
This is a messenger RNA of Tachysurus fulvidraco (yellow catfish), 2492 nucleotides long. RefSeq names its product phosphatidylethanolamine N-methyltransferase (gene pemt). NCBI's taxonomy places the organism in Eukaryota, Metazoa, Chordata, Actinopteri, Siluriformes, Bagridae. Gene Ontology annotation, biological process: phosphatidylcholine biosynthetic process. The record is from RefSeq and is a predicted model, not a curated record. The transcript has 7 exons. Gene Ontology annotation, molecular function: oxidoreductase activity, acting on the CH-CH group of donors; phosphatidylethanolamine N-methyltransferase activity. The coding region runs from base 168 to 854 and encodes 228 amino acids.